Chara braunii is the source of this 1060-nucleotide messenger RNA. NCBI's taxonomy places the organism in Eukaryota, Viridiplantae, Streptophyta, Charophyceae, Charales, Characeae. The record is from the annotation of a GenBank genome assembly.
GCCGCAAGCAUGCGAGCUUCCAUCACCAGAGACGACAUCGAGGAGAUGGGGGUGUGUUUUUUCCACGCCCUCCUGCCCCAUGACGCUUCAUCGACGGACUCAUCUUCGGAUCCACGCAUCACCGAGCUUCUCGACGCAUACAGCGACGUGUUCGAAGGCCCCCACGGAGUAGUACCAGAUCGGCCCAUCCGCCACGAGAUCAUCCUCGAGGACGGGGCCGUACCUCCACGCGGUUGCAUCUACCGAAUGAGCGAGGAAGAGUUAAGUGUGCUUCGGGCACAACUCGACGACCUUCUGGAGAAAGGUUGGAUUCGGCCUAGCUCAUCGCCAUACGGUGCUCCUGUUCUCUUCAUCCGGAAGCAGAACAAGGAUUUGCGGUUGUGCAUCGAUUAUCACAAGCUCAACGCGCAGACGAUCAGGAACGCCGGCCCUCUCCCGCGCAUCGGCGAUCUUCUCGAGCGACUGGGCGGCGCCAAGUUUUUCUCCAAACUCGAUCUCAAGUCAGGAUAUCACCAACUCGAGAUUCGCAAGGAGGACUGCUACAAGACCGCGUUUAAUACGCGAUAUGGGCAUUUCGAAUGGCUGGUUAUGCCAUUUGGCCUUACGAAUGCCUCUGCCACUUUCCAAGCGGCUAUGGCAACGGAGUUCCGACACAUGCUGGAUCGAUACGUACUUAUCUACCUCGACGACGUCCUGGUGUACAGCCGGAGUUUGGAGGAGCAUGUGGAACACCUGCGCACCGUUUUGGAGCGGCUACGACAAACCAAGUACAAAGCCAACCGCGACAAGUGCGAAUUCGCACAGCAGGAGCUGGAGUACUUGGGACAUUAUGUGAUGCAGCAAGGCAUCCGUCCGCUUGCGGACAAGAUCGAGGCCCUACGAGUAUGGCCCGAGCCCACCAACUCACGGACGUUCGUUCAUUCAUGGGAUUGGCGGGCUACUAUCAGCGAUUCAUCACCGGAAACUCGAGGAUUGUUGCACCUAUGACGAGGUUACAAUCGCCAAAGGCGCCAUUUGUAUUCGAUGACGAUGCACGCCGGUCAUUCCAAGCACUUAAGAC